CGUAGCAUGCAGUCGAUAAUGUUGACAUUUGGGAGUGACGUCAUCUUACUAGGACCAGCUCACAAAAGCACCAUCGAUUUCCAGUGAUUGUAGGAACUGUCAGAUAAACGAAUGCACAUUGAUAACAUUCAAGUGAGAUUGCGAGCUGAGCUGAAUGCCCGGUACCACUACCAGUUAAGCCCAUAUUAAUAUCAUUGAUAAUCGAGUGUUCGAUGCCUCACGUGUGUGUGAGUGAGUGAGAUGAGCUCGAGUUCCUGUGUGCACAUGCAUCCCAUUCGCAGGGUUGAGAGUACCAGCGCUAGCUAGCCUAGUCCCGGUUAUUGAUUUGCACAGUGCUUAGAUACCGGUACGCGUUACUGUUGACUCAAGUGAUUAGAAAUAGAGCUAAAGUAAUGUUCCUUGGGUGAAUGAUUGAAGCUGUGCAUUGAGCUGUAACUAGCAAACGGUUGCGCUACACAACUACAACGUGCUGAAGUUGUUGAAGUUGAAGUGGACUCGAGCUCGAAAGAGGAAUCAGUUAUCAAGCUCACUCAAACAUUGACAAGUCACAGUUACAAGUUCAUCUUGGUAACAGAUGGCCUCAUUUUGUGCUUCGAAAUUCUUGCCAGGCCUUCUGCUCAUGUUAGGUCUUGGACUAGCGGUUGCCCUUGCCAGCAGCACCCCAACGCUCUCGCUACUCAAGGAUAACCUGAAAGUCAUGAACAUGCCGCUCGGGGACUGGCUUCACAUCCUCGCGACCAAUUUCACCAAUUUCGUAGCAUCUCAGACGCUCCUAACGCUAACCAUAUUCGGCGUCGCCGCCUUCGUUCUUCGUUAUCUUUACCAACUCUUUCUAAAACCUUUAAACCUUGAUAGGGCAUUGGGAGAUGUGGGGUAUAUUUUAGACGGAAAGAAGAAGAGAGAUGUGGUGAAUGACAUCAGGAGGAGAAGGAAAUCCGGCGAUCUCCCUCCUAUCUAUCCCAAUGGGUGGAUUCCUUUGGUUGCUUCGCAGGAUUUGGUCAAAGGAGACGUCAAGUACAUAAGUGCAGUUGGGAACGAAUUUGCCGUUUAUCGAGGCCAGGAUGGUGAAGCGUACGCUGUCGAUGCCUAUUGCCCCCAUCUUGGGGCUAACAUGGCCAUUGGAGGAACGGUGAAGGGCAACUGUCUGACUUGCCCCUUUCAUGGAUGGUCCUUCGAGGGCAAGGAGGGCAAAUGUGUGGACAUUCCAUACCAGGAGAAAGGGAAAUCGGUUCCUGCACAAGCUAAGGUGAAGUCGUGGCCCGUGAUUGAACAGAACGGUUUCGUCCUGGUGUGGCAUGAUGUAGAGGGAAGGGAGCCCUCGUGGUUCCCAGAAAACAUUGAAGAAAAAUGGGGCAAGAUGUACUAUCACGGGACCACCAAGCACACAGUAUGCGCACAUGUGGAAGAAAUAUCGGAGAAUGGCGCGGACUGUGCUCAUUUGACCUUUGUUCAUGGAGCUUUUAUGGGUAGUGGGAAUGAUCUCAGAUAUAUGGGAAGCAAAUUGUGGAGCUGGGCUUCUCACUCUUGGGGAGGCAAAUGGGAGCAGGAUCCGGACCACAAGCACAUCGGUGUGAUGACCGUCUACCAUGCCUUCAGCUUGUUUGGAAUGCCAAUAGAGGUCACGAGGUCAGAGAGCACUGCUAGACAGAAUGGACCAGCCCAUGUACUUCUUUCCUUCUCUCUGCCCUUUGGCAAGGCCACCAUAGCAAUCGGGGUCACACCCAUCGAGCCACUUACUCAAAUCGUAACUCAGCAUGUUUACGCCUCCAGGUUUUUCCCCCGCUGGUUGGCAAAGAGUUUUCUCUACGCCGAGUAUGUCCAGUUUGAGAGGGACAUCAUGGUGUGGAACUACAAGACCUACCAGAGGAAACCUCUCCUGGUCUUUGAAGACCGCCUCAUCUCCAAACACCGAAGAUGGUACUCGCAGUUCUUCUCCGAAAACAGUCCCAAGUUUGAAGAUAUGAAGAAGACCCUGGACUGGUGAUCUAAACCUGUAAUAGUUGAGUGGAUUAGAAGAUGACAUCGUUGAGUCACGUUCACAUAUGCUGCAGUAAACGGUUUCCUGAGCUAUGUGUGAACGAGCCUUCAGUGGUCCUACACUAUCCUAAUAUAGUGCAUCCUUUUAAUAGUAUUAUGGAGAAAUGAUUCCUAUUUGUGGCUUUCAUACCAAUGUAAUGUACCCUAGUUUCCUCCUUCAGUGGUCCUACACUAUCCUAAUAAAGUGCAUCCUUUUAAUAGUAUUAUGGAGAAAUGAUUCUUAUUUUUGGCUUUCAUACCCAUGUAAUGUGCCCUAGUUUCCCCCUUUUAUGAAAUACAUGUGUAAAAAGGUACCAAGUAUGCUGCCUUGAGGGACACCUAAUCCAUGCCAUGGACAGUUGGCAGUUAUGACCGGUACUGUAGUCGAGUCUAUACUUGGGGCCACGAAAUGAGUCCAGUUGGUCAAAAUUUUUAUUCCUGUUUUUAAGUAUUAUAUGAAUCUACAUUAAGUAAGCUUUAAAUUAAGGGGUCACACAUUAAAAUUGAUAAAUUAUAUCCAGAAAUAUGAACAAAAACCUAAUUGGACUUUAUAAACAAUGGGAUUACCCAGUUUUGAGAUAAUUAGGUGUAAAGUUAAUGAUGUGUAACAUAGCCUAUAUUAUUUGCCAAAAAUGUUAGAAGGAGAUAUUUUCGUGACCUAAGCUCUGGGGACAUAAACUACAAGACAUUAAUAAGUCGAUUUUUGGAAAAAUCUUAAAUGUGGUAGGUGGGUCAAUUUUCAGUACAUAUACACUAUACAUCGCUCUUACUACGAUUGAGCCUAAUGCAGCACUGGACUCAUUUCGUGGUGACUGGCCCCACUUCAGGCCACAUUUGAGUGGCCUUGGUCUCUGGUUGAGUCCCAUAUACAAGAUCAAUGGAAGGUAAUAUUUUUCAGCGGCCUUCUUACUCAGAAGUGCUGGUCACGACUCCACCACUGAUGACGUUAUUCAGCAUUAGGGAGGGAUUGGUAUUAAAGUCAGGGUUACCCUAAACCUUUUCCCAAAUUCGUAAUAUGGAAAUAUUUUGUAAGCAAGGGCCAAUGUGGUGUUAUUAUUUAGAACAGUAGGUAUAGAUGAGCUUAUUUAUGUAAUAUUGGAUGGCCUUGAUGUUUAUACAAGGAUGUUUGUACAAACUAAUGACAAGCGCAAUAUAUUUGCAUAUCAAUUGUAUUUUCUGUAAUUACCAAUAACCAUUAUGACAUGUAGAUAUUAAAAUCAUAAAUCCUAUUUUGCAAAGCACUAUUGACGCAUUUGAACUUGAUAGAAUGUACAGAUUUAGCCAAAGCAUUUUUAGAGUCGUAGAAAUGUCAGUAUCUGAUCAAUGCUAUUUUUCAUUGCUUUGCAAAAGUUUAUAUUUGAGAAGGGCAGUUCAGUGCAACAUUUGACAUUUAUAUAUAUUUAAUUAGUAAUUACCAACAAAGAUUUUCAGAUUUUGAACUUGUGGUUGUACAUGUAGUACGGUACUGUUAAUGAAUUAUGUGAAAUUAUAGUAAAAAGUGCCAGUUUAUACAAAAAUUAUUUAUUUCAACUAUCAACAAAUAUAAUAGAUAAUUUUAUCUUAAUAUAUGUAAUUCAAAACAGUAAGAGAUCAAAAUUGUAUUCAAUAGAAUGGUAUGGAAAUCGGUAAGUGCUAAAUACAUCCUUAUGUAAAUGUAUUGUUAUACAGAGCAAGUAUAGUUCAAAGUUCGUUUUGAAAUAUUUGCAGCGUUAGCAAAAGUUGAAACUUCAGCAUUAUAUGUACUUAAAUUUUUGGGUGUGUUAGAUUUUUGGUUAAUAUUUGAUGACUAUCCCAUUUUUUUUUCAGCUUCCCUGAAAAUUGGGUCAAAUAUCAUGUACGUGCAGAAACCAGAGUAGAAAUAGGAAACAUUAUGUAUCUUUCAGUCAUAUGCAUCUUUCAGUCAUAUGCAUACUGUACAGUAAUCCUUUAAUUGCCGUCUAAUUAAUGAUUUGCAAAGUUUCUGAAAGGUUGUUUCAAUUUCUAAUAUCAUUAGAGUAAUAAAUGGGAAAUUCUUUUCAAUGAAAGACAGAAAUUGGUAUCAUGGAGUACUUCAGGUUACGGUACUACCACAAAUCAAUGACUCCAAGCUCUUCUGGCUGGUUAUUUAUUAAAAGAUACUUGCCGAUGAUAGGUGUGGUGUCUGAAAGUCCAUUAUUACAAAAUGAAAUGUCUUGGUUUAGAAUAUAAGAUGUUAUCAAGCUUCAAAUAUGCCACACCUGUUUCCUGAUAAGGGGUAGAAAGAUAAAAGGUAGGCAGUGGCGUAGCUACAGGUACAGGGGACACUGGGCAAUGGGGCAUGUACCACCCCCCCCCCCCCCCCCCCCCUCCCAUUCCAUUGACUGGCAAAAUGUAGAGAAAGGAAAAAGCAAGGAAAAUAAAGAGGGGGAAGGGAAGAGAGAAGAAAAUGAUUAGACUCUCUGCCUCAUUGACCUCCUAACAAGCGACCUUGCUACUUUGCAUUUCAGUCAAUGUGUAAGAUUGUGCCCCCCCCCCCCCUUUUCAUAAUGCCAGUGCCCCUAUCAAUGGCGAGACUUGUCCUACGCCACUGAUUGUAGCAAUAUCAAAAUCAAGAUUUAGACUGACGUGGUACGACCCAUAAUUUAGCAAUAAUUCUGUGUCGCACAGAGUAUCAGCAGUACCUAGUAAGGUCAUCUCCUAAUAUCUGGGUCAUUUGGUAAUGACGUUCAGUGAAUGGCUACCUUAUCUUUCAAGUGGUUCAAUGAAUUUGUUUAUCCAUCUAAUAUUAAAAAAGGGGCAGGCAUGUGGUAGAAAAAUUGAAAGAAAAAGAAAGAAAGAGCCUGAAGAAAGGAAACACAAUUAUUGACUACGUGCAACUGUUCACGCUUGCAAAUUGAUGCACCUGAAUUGAAAGUAAACAUUGAAACUCUUCCAAAGGAAAACUUCUGUACUUCCUUUUUUCUUCCAAUGUGCAUGUUUAUUUAACUUUAUUUAUAAUUAAUCAUGAGAUUGUAUUAUUGUAUUUUGAUGAAAUGUAGAAAUCCCCAAUCUUCUGCUUUAAGAACUAACUUGACUUCAUUCCAUUCAAUAUUGCAUGUUCAUGUUUGUCUAUUGUUAGCUUGAAGCACAUCUUUUUCUCAUUGUCUCAUUAAGUAUGAUCAUUUUAACAGUAACAUUUGACAUUUUAAGUCUUAGGGCAGUUUAAUUGUGCAUAAAUCUAUUUCAACAUUCUUGGAAAUUUCAAGCAAAUAGGUUUUUUGUUUUUGGGGUCAUUCUUUUAUAUCAUUUAUUUGGCGAAGGCAAAAGUUAGAAUCUUACCGGUAUACAAAACUUUGUGCAGUUCAUAUUCAAUUGUGCAUAAAUCUAUUUCAAGGUUUGAAAACGAUCUGGGAACAUUUCCGUGGUUUCUGUCACUCUUGUAUUCUUAUAUCCAUUUGGUAACUUCAGGCAUGAAUCUAGUUAUAUUUAUCUGCUAUUCCAUGAUAUAACUAUUUACUUUGUCAUUUGUCUGGUGAGCUAUCGGUCUGCCCAUAAUACUUUGGACUCCUUUUUUUGUUUUGUGCUUUAUCAAAACGAUAAAGCAUUUGUACAACAUAUGAACUGCCCUGUAUAAGCUAUCUACAGACUAUUUACUUCAUGGAUUAGAUUGUCCUGUGCUCAUCUCAAUUCUAUGUCUGUAGAAGAAUUUCUUUACCUCCAUAAUGCCCCUGAAAUGACUACCCCCCCCCCCCUUUACCUAUUUCAGUUAGGUAUCAUUUCAUGAAAUCAGCGAUAUGUGUGCAAUGUAAGAUUGUGCAAUGUCAGGCAGGCGCAGAUCCACAGGGGGGGGGGGGUACGGGCCUGCCCCCACCCCCUCCCCCAAUUGUUUUAAAAGAUAGUAACGUAAACUUUACCUUUUUUAAACAAAAAAUGAAAACUGAUUUGGUGUUCUCAUUUGUAAAUAUGUGAAACCCUUUUUUGCAACAUUCUGUUUAACCAAUUUCUUUGCUAAGAUGAAAAAGAUAUUGUAAUAUUUUGUAGAUUUAGAGUGCUUUCAUUUGGACAAUCUUUGAUUUGUAGACCUAUGAAAUAUGAUGCAAUUUGAUAUUUAUAACCCAUAGCCUACAGGAACUGCACGGUCAUUGUAUAAAGCCUAUGGGAAGUAGAUAAUUUAGAACUUAACAGGUUGAUUCAAAUGAAAUGUGAAAAUGUCUGGCAAUUCUUGAGAUAUGACAAUUUUUUAAUCUGUUCCAAUCAAUAAUGUGUAGUGCAAUCAUGAUUGAAAAGAAUUCAUCUUUUAUUUUUCCUAAUGAUAAUGUUCGAUGAAAUUGAUGGCUUGGUGUUUAUUCUUAAAUUCCAAUAUAACAAUGUUAUAUAAAUCAUGUACCACAAUCAGAAUGGUUUUUUUUUUAAAUAAUUAAAUCAUUUUUAAAACAUGUUGUCAAAGUCUCAAGAUAAUUCAAAGAUAAUAUUUGAAAUUUUGUGAGUGAGUGUAGGUGAUUUUGAUAAUACUACUGUAGGAAAAGGAUAAUGGUUGCAAUUGAAAACAUCAUCAUGCCAAGAGCCAUCUAUAUGCAGAGUUUAGCCAACUUGGUUUCAUUUGGUCACAACAUGACAUAUAUUCUUUUGUUUUGUGCUUUCCCAACAAAGCAGUAAUCGCCAUUAUGUAACCAACUAAAACUGGGAUGGCCAAACUCUGUAUACCGAUGGCUAUGGUCAUGUCUUAGA
This is a messenger RNA of Strongylocentrotus purpuratus (purple sea urchin), 6681 nucleotides long. Its product is annotated as cholesterol 7-desaturase. Gene Ontology annotation, cellular component: chloroplast. Lineage: Eukaryota; Metazoa; Echinodermata; Echinoidea; Camarodonta; Strongylocentrotidae. The record is from RefSeq and is a predicted model, not a curated record. Gene Ontology annotation, biological process: cholesterol metabolic process; chlorophyll biosynthetic process. Gene Ontology annotation, molecular function: chlorophyllide a oxygenase activity; 2 iron, 2 sulfur cluster binding.